AUGGACUCUGAAAUAGUCAAGAAAGAAGCAUGGGAAAAUCCAGACGGUAACUUAAAACGUAGGCUAGAAGAGACGAAAGAAGAUCAAAAUAGUCUUUCUACUACUUCCAAUAAUAAAAGACAGGUAAUUGUUCCCGCCUGCACGCCAAAAAUCCAUUAUUCACCACUGAAGACAGGCCUUUGCUACGAUGUUAGAAUGAGAUAUCAUGCAAAGAUUUUUACAUCGUAUUUCGAGUAUAUUGACCCACAUCCAGAGGACCCAAGAAGGAUAUAUCGUAUAUAUAAAAUACUGGCAGAAAACGGUUUGAUCAACGACCCAACUUUGAGCGGGGUUGAUGACCUUGGCGACUUGAUGCUGAAGAUUCCUGUAAGAGCCGCAACUUCCGAAGAAAUCUUGGAAGUUCAUACAAAAGAACAUUUAGAGUUCAUUGAAAGCACAGAAAAAAUGAGUCGAGAACAGUUAUUAAAGGAGACUGAAAAAGGAGAUUCCGUAUAUUUCAAUAAUGAUUCUUACGCUAGUGCUAGACUACCUUGCGGUGGCGCCAUCGAGGCAUGCAAGGCGGUUGUUGAGGGACGUGUAAAAAAUUCUUUAGCCGUAGUAAGACCACCUGGUCAUCAUGCAGAGCCUCAAGCUGCAGGUGGUUUUUGUCUUUUCAGCAACGUUGCCGUGGCCGCCAAGAACAUUCUAAAGAAUUAUCCGGAAAGCGUAAGAAGAAUAAUGAUUUUAGAUUGGGAUAUUCAUCACGGUAAUGGCACACAAAAGUCGUUCUAUCAAGAUGACCAGGUUCUAUAUGUCUCAUUACAUAGAUUCGAAAUGGGCAAGUACUAUCCUGGGACCAUCCAAGGUCAGUAUGAUCAAGCUGGUGAAGGAAAAGGUGAAGGGUUUAAUUGUAAUAUUACUUGGCCUGUCGGUGGUGUUGGUGAUGCUGAAUAUAUGUGGGCAUUUGAACAAGUUGUUAUGCCUAUGGGAAGAGAGUUUAAGCCAGACUUGGUGAUUAUUUCUUCUGGGUUUGAUGCCGCGGAUGGUGAUACUAUCGGACAAUGCCAUGUCACUCCAAGUUGUUAUGGACACAUGACACACAUGUUAAAAUCUCUAGCUAGAGGUAAUCUUUGUGUAGUCCUUGAAGGUGGUUAUAACCUGGACGCAAUUGCAAGAAGUGCUUUGAGUGUAGCAAAAGUACUAAUUGGUGAACCUCCCGACGAAUUACCUGAUUCAUCAAGUGAUCCUAAGCCCGAAGUCAUAGAAAUGAUAGAUAAAGUGAUUCGGUUACAGUCUAAGUAUUGGAACUGUUUUAGAAGGAGACAUGCUAACUCCGGUUGUAAUUUCAACGAACCUAUCAACGACUCGAUAGUAUCUAAGAAUUUUCCUCUGCAGAAAGCAAUCCGCCAACAACAGCAACAUUACUUAAGUGAUGAAUUCAAUUUAGUUACUUUACCUCUAAUAAACAUGGAUUUACCAGAUAAUACUGUAUUAUGCACUCCAAAUGUUUAUGAAUCGACCACUUUGUUAGUAGUCGUUCACGAUACUUCUGAUAUUUGGGCAAAGAGAAAUGUUAUUUCGGGUACAAUUGACCUAUCCUCAUCGGUGAUCAUUGAUAAUUGUCUAGACUUCAUCAAAUGGGGACUCGAUAGGAAAUACGGCAUCAUUGAUGUAAAUAUACCAUUGAGCCUUUUCGAACCUGACAACUAUUCGGGAAUGAUUACCUCUCAAGAAGUUUUAAUAUAUUUAUGGGAUAACUACAUUAAGUACUUUCCUGCUGUCGCCAAAAUCGCAUUUGUUGGAAUAGGAGAUUCGUACUCAGGUAUCGUGCAUCUCCUUGGCCAUAGAGAUACUAGGGCUGUGACUAAAACAGUAAUUAAUUUCUUAGGCGAUAAACAAUUAAAACCUCUAGUUCCUUUAGUUGAUGAAACAUUAAGUGAAUGGUACUUCAAAAACUCCCUCAUAUUCUCGAACAAUAGCCACCAAUGCUGGAAAGAAAACGAAAGUAGGAAACCAAGAAAAAAAUUUGGUAGAGUUUUGAGAUGUGACACAGAUGGAUUAAAUAAUACAAUUGAAGAAAGGUUUGAAGAGGCAACAGAUUUCAUACUAGACUCCUUUGAAGAGUGGAGUGACGAAGAAUGA
Molecule: messenger RNA, 2121 nt
Organism: Saccharomyces mikatae IFO 1815
Lineage: Eukaryota; Fungi; Ascomycota; Saccharomycetes; Saccharomycetales; Saccharomycetaceae
Gene: HDA1
Product: histone deacetylase HDA1
Exons: 1
Coding region: 1-2121 (706 amino acids)
Biological process (GO): chromatin organization
Cellular component (GO): histone deacetylase complex
Molecular function (GO): histone deacetylase activity
Source: RefSeq, a predicted model, not a curated record